AUGGAAUGGGGUCCAGGGGUCUGGCAUGUUGUGGUGCCAAAAAAAGUGGCCAAGAGCCUUCCGAAGGGCAGGCUGCUCAUAGAGAAAGAAUGGAGAGCCUUGGGCAUCCAGCAGUCGCGGGGCUGGAUGCACUAUGCCAUACACAGACCUGAGCCCCACAUCAUGCUCUUCAAACGACCAAAAGAUUUUCAGAAGAUGGAUCCUGCAGCACAGCAGAAGUUUUUGGCGGAAGCUGACAUGUUGGUCAAGAAGAAGAAUGCAGAGAUGGCGUAG
Molecule: messenger RNA, 273 nt
Organism: Ostreobium quekettii
Lineage: Eukaryota; Viridiplantae; Chlorophyta; Ulvophyceae; Bryopsidales; Ostreobiaceae
Source: the annotation of a GenBank genome assembly